GUGCGUACACACGCUGUCAUGUGAUCUCUCGGUGACGUCACCGCGACGUAGGACUGGGUCGCCGCGCGUAGUACAGUUUGAAGUUUCAGGAGUUUGAAGUCGAAAAGUCCUCCGGGGGUGGGGGUUCGGGGCAACCAUAAAAAAUGAAAGAGGCGAUAAGAGCUACCGUGCUGGCCGGUUGAGUGCGUUGGAGGAGAGUUCGGGCUUGGCCGCGGUGAGGGAGAACACGAGCCGUCGACACUAACCAAGCCUCACCGUUGCUGCUCUACUGCUACAAGUAACGUGCAUCAAUGUCGUGGUUUGAGGGUUGUAGGGAGUCUCUUCCUGUGGUCCACCACGUGGUCAGGCGACGUUACUCAGGCCCGUUGCUGCUUCCGCCACUGCGGAGGAGACAUUCGUGUCAAGAUCACCAUUCUGACACCCGUCGGGUCUCUGCCGCGCAUGGUCUACCGUUGCAUCGCCUGGAGGCUCUCUACUGUCGCGCGUUGGCCAGUCACGAUGAGCACCGUUUUGAUGUGGAGAAUGGCCUGUCCGUCGGUCGCAGUCCUCUGGACACCCAGACCAGCCCGGGGUCUGGUCUGGUCCUCCAUUCCAAUGUCCCUCACAGUCAGCGCCGUGAGUCCUUCCUCUACCGCUCCGACUCUGAUUAUGACCUCUCUCCCAAAACCAUGUCACGCAACUCAUCAACAGCCAGCGACUUGCAUGGAGAAGACAUGAUAGUUACCCCUUUUGCACAGAUUCUUGCCAGUCUCCGAACAGUGAGAAGCAACUUUGCCAUUCUCACACAUUUGCAAGAUCGUGCAGGAAACAAGUGGCCAUCAAGCAGUAAUCAGCCCCCCUUGUGUAAGCCAUGUCACGCAGAGGAGCCUUAUCAGAAACUUGCAGUGGAGACUCUGGAGGAGCUGGACUGGUGUCUCGACCAGCUAGAGACGCUCCAAACCAGACACUCCGUCAGUGAGAUGGCAUCUAAUAAGUUUAAGAGGAUGCUAAACCGAGAACUGACUCAACUAUCGGAAACCAGUCGCUCAGGAAAUCAGGUGUCAGAGUUCAUCGCCAAUACCUUCCUUGAGAAACAACACGAUGUGGAAAUCUUGUCUCCACCGCCUAAGGAGAAGGAGAAGAAGAAGAGGCCCAUGUCACAGAUCAGUGGUGUGAAAAAGGUCACGCAGAGCCCCAGCCUCGUAUCAAGCUGCAUCCCUCGUUUUGGAGUCAACACCCCACAAGAGAAUCUGCUGGCUCGCGAGAUUGAGGACCUUAACCGUUGGGGUCUGGAUGUAUUCAAGAUAGCAGAACACUCUGGAAACAGGCCAUUGACGGUCAUCAUGUUCUCCAUCUUCCAGGAGCGAGACCUUUUAAAAACUUUUAGGAUCCCGGUUAACACCUUCAUCACCUUCAUGAUGACCUUAGAGGACCAUUACCGUGGUGAUGUCGCUUAUCACAACAACAUCCACGCAGCCGAUGUUGUGCAAUCCACACACGUGCUCCUGUCUACUCCUGCCCUUGAGGCCGUAUUCACAGAUUUAGAGAUCAUGGCUGUUUUAUUUGCCAGUGCCAUUCACGAUGUUGACCACCCGGGCGUCACGAACCAAUUCCUAAUAAACACAAGUUCUGAGUUGGCAUUAAUGUACAACGAUGCCUCGGUGCUGGAGAACCAUCACCUCGCUGUUGGCUUCAAACUGCUCCAGGAGGACAACUGUGACAUCUUCCAAAACCUCAGCAAGAAACAACGCGAUUCCCUCCGCAAGAUGGUGAUAGACAUGGUGCUAGCCACAGAUAUGUCCAAACAUAUGAACUUCUUGGCAGACAUGAAGACAAUGGUGGAAACCAAGAAAGUGACCAGUUUAGGAGUUCUGCUGCUUGACAACUAUUCGGACCGAAUCCAGGUUCUUCAGAACAUGGUUCAUUGCGCCGAUCUGAGCAACCCGACCAAGCCUCUGGAGCUUUACCGUCAGUGGACGGACCGCAUUAUGGUGGAAUUCUUUACGCAGGGAGACAGGGAACGCGAUAAGGGCAUGGAGAUCAGUCCCAUGUGUGACAAACACAAUGCCUCCAUUGAAAAGAGCCAGGUGGGCUUCAUCGACUACAUUGUUCACCCUCUGUGGGAGACAUGGGCGGACCUGGUGCACCCUGAUGCUCAGGACAUCCUGGACACCCUGGAGGACAACAGAGAGUGGUACCAGAGCAUGAUCCCACGCAGCCCCUCGCCUCCUAGUCCCGACGAGUCCCACGAUGAGCUCAGACCGGGAGGAAGUCCGGAAGGGCCAAACCCUUCAACUGGGGUUGGUGGGGACAAGUUCCAGUUUGAACUGACGCUGGAGGAAGAGGAAGAGGAGGAGGAGGACGAGGAGGAAUUGGAUUCCGACUUAGAGAGUCCACUCGAGGAUGACCCCCAGUUGGGGAUGGAGCGGCACCAGGACUCGUCCUCCCCCUCGAUAUCCCCGGACCCGCGCAGGAGGUACCGCCCACCUUCACCUCAUCUGUCACGGCCCACCAGUCUGACGCUGCAGAGCCCCCACCCUCACAGGACGACAACCUCGAUGAGCCAGGAGGGAGUGAAAAGUCAAGAUGACGGCACCCCCUGCCUGCACGAAAGCACAUAACAACCAGCACAAC
This is a messenger RNA of Syngnathoides biaculeatus (alligator pipefish), 2613 nucleotides long. Its product is annotated as cAMP-specific 3',5'-cyclic phosphodiesterase 4C-like. Gene Ontology annotation, biological process: signal transduction. Gene Ontology annotation, molecular function: 3',5'-cyclic-AMP phosphodiesterase activity. The transcript is spliced from 17 exons. The coding region runs from base 291 to 2600 and encodes 769 amino acids. Gene Ontology annotation, cellular component: perinuclear region of cytoplasm; nucleus; cytosol. Lineage: Eukaryota; Metazoa; Chordata; Actinopteri; Syngnathiformes; Syngnathidae. The record is from RefSeq and is a predicted model, not a curated record.